Molecule: messenger RNA, 3788 nt
Organism: Cuculus canorus (common cuckoo)
Lineage: Eukaryota; Metazoa; Chordata; Aves; Cuculiformes; Cuculidae
Gene: ANO9
Product: anoctamin 9
Exons: 24
Coding region: 166-3171 (1001 amino acids)
Biological process (GO): chloride transmembrane transport
Cellular component (GO): plasma membrane
Molecular function (GO): chloride channel activity
Source: RefSeq, a predicted model, not a curated record
AUGGGGCUUGGAGCCCCUGAUCCAGUGGGAGGUGUCCCUGCCCAUGGCAGGGGGUGGGACUGGAUGGGCUUGGAGGUCUCUUCUGAUACAAACCAUUCCAUGAUUCAGUAAUUAUUGGCAGGGCCAAUCAGGGAGGAAAAGGGCUGCUUUCAAGUGGAAAAAGCUAUGGAGCAAAGUCUCCUCACUUAUCUGGAACCUCGUGCUUUGCCUCUUUUCCUUGUCCUGGCUGUUCACAAACUCACCCCUGACCUCAUCCGAUCCGCUCUCCGUGCCUGUGCUGCUCCCAUCCCCUGCCUUUCGCAUCCCAUCUCUUCUGUGGGGCUCAGCCUGCGCCCCAGGAAUGGGGCAGGUCAGGCACAGCUCGGCUUCAUUUUCUCUUUUGAGGUUCAAUUUUCACCCCUCUCUGUAAGAAACAAUUUGAAGCUCUCUAGAGCUGCUCUAACCCCUCAUUCCUCCUUUUGGCCCAUCUGUGAGACCUCUUUGGGGAUGUUCGAGGAGACAGCACCCAUGGCUGGCCCCAGAGGGGACAGCAGGGUGGCAGGAUGCUGGAGCUCGGCAGGGUUCCUGCUGGCUCUGCUGGGCGGCACUGUGCGUGCCACUCCUUUGCGUGAGGGUGAAGGGCAGCUUCCUCGCCUCCUCCUCCUCGAUAUCUGCCCAUGCCAGGCAGAGGCAGCUCCCUCCCAAGGCAGGCAAGCGUCCCACACGGAAGUCAAGUCAUUGCUGGGUUCACAUGAGACCUCAGGCAAAGGAGCUGGGGAAGGAAACCACACACUGAGAGAAAUCCCUGGAGCCUCGCGGCUUGUCCUGCCUGCGGCUUCGGUGUCACCACCACAGCCAGCCCUGCAGGGACCUGCCUGGAGGAGCAAAGGGAGACAAGGGGGAAGAGAGGAGCUCUUCACCAUGCAGGAUGAAAUUCUGCUGACUCCCUGGAGCAAUUUUCCUGAGGAAGACAGGAACCCAUUUGUCCCCCGGGAUGAAGAGAAGUGGGAUUUCGUCCUGGUAAGCAAAAUCCAUAAUGUGGGCAGUGAGAAGGAGAUGAAGAGGAAGAAGUUCCUGGAUGAGCUGAGCAAGAAGGAGUUCACCAUCAAGAAAAUUGAGGACAAUGAGUUAUUUUAUGGAGUCCGUGCCCCACAACAUUACUUCCACAAGUACCAGUGGCUCCUGAGGAACCGCAACAGCAGGCUGCACACGCCCGACAUCUACGGCGAUGUCCCAGCAACCACCAGGAUACGGAUUGUGAACUUCAUCCUGAACAAAACAGUGACGUCCGACUUCGAGAAUCUGCACCACUUGAUGAAGAAGAAGGUCUUCAAGGCAGCGUUUCCCCUGCACGAGCAAGAAGAGCUAGAGGAGAUCCUAAAGGAGAAACGGGCUCACUGGAGAGAUUUAUUUUGCCAAGAGCUGAUUGAGAAGUACAGGUGCUACUUCGGUGAGAAGGUGGCCCUGUACUUCGCCUGGCUGGGCUGGUACACGUACCUGCUGGGUUUCGCCGCAGUGGUCGGGCUGGUGGUCUUCGUGGCUGGGAUUACGGUCUUCAACACCAGCCAGGUGAGCAAGGAGAUCUGUGAAGCCACUGACACCAUCAUGUGCCCACUCUGCGACCAGAAGUGCUCGUUCUGGCGGCUCUCCGAAACCUGCACCUACGCCAAGGUCACUCACAUGAUCGACAACGAGGGGACAGUUUUGUUUGCCAUGUUCAUGGCCAUCUGGGCCACUGUGUUCCUGGAGCUGUGGAAGAGGCGGAGAGCCACCGUGGUCACCGACUGGGACCUGUACAGGUGGGACGAGGAGGAGGAGGAGCUGGCUCUGGAGCUCAUCAAUAAUUUGCAGCAUGAACCCAGCAAGUACCAGCACUCCUACUUCCGCACCGCCAUCCUGCUCCUCUUGGUUCUGCUGAUGAUCGCUGUGCUGAUAGGCAUCACCCACGCGCUCGUCAUUUUCCGGGUGAUAGCAAUGGCUCUCUUCGCCCAGAGCAGCUUAGAGUUCCUCCGUGAGCAGGCCGACACAAUGGCAGUGAUGGCAGGGGCUGUGCUGCACUACGUCACCAUUGUCAUCAUGACCAAGGUCAACAAGCACGUGGCCCGCUUCCUCUGUGAGCUGGAGAAACCACGGACCUCCUCCCAGCAUGAGAACAACUUCACCAUGAAGAUGUUCACCUUCCAGUUCUUCACCAACUUCUCUUCACUUAUCUACAUCGCCUUCUUCCUAGGACGGAUCAACGGACACCCAGGGAACUAUGUGCGCAUUGCUGGCAAGUGGAGGCUGGAGGAGUGCCACCCCAGCGGCUGCAUCACCGACCUCUUCAUCCAGAUGGCCAUCAUUAUGAUGCUCAAGCAGACCAUCAGCAACUUCUUUGAGUACUUUUACCCCUGGAUAAGGUACAAGUUCCGCAAGCUCUGCAAGAAGCAGCGAGAAGAGGAGGAGGAGGAAGAGGAAGACCCCUGCAAAAGGCAGUGGCGGGACAAUUACGACCUCAACGAGGUUGACACCUCCAGCUUGUUUGAUGAGUUCUUGGAGAUAGUGAUCCAGUACAGCUUCACCACCAUUUUCGUCGCUGCCUUUCCCCUCGCCCCGCUGCUGGCGUUCAUCAACAACCUCAUUGAGAUCCGCCUGGAUGCCAGAAAGAUGAUGCAGCUGUAUCGGCGCGCAGUGCCCAUGAAGGCCAACGACAUCGGCAUCUGGCUGCAGGUCCUGGAGGCCAUCGGCAUCCUGGCUGUCAUCGGGAACGGACUGGUGAUGGCCAUCACGUCCGAUUUCAUUCCCAUGCAGGUCUACAAGUACAUGUACAGCCCCUGCGUGACAGAGAACAACACUGACGUGGACUGCCUGACCGGCUACAUCAACUACAGUCUCUCCACCUUCCGCAUCCAGGACUUCGAGCCAGAUACCGAGGUGCCCAAAACGCAGCUGGACAGGAAUGAGAUCAAGGAGUGCAGGUACCGGGAUUACCGGAACGCUGAUGACUACAGCUACACCGUCCAGUUCUGGCACAUCUUGGUGAUCCGACUCGCCUUCCUCAUCAUCUUUGAGCACGUGGCACUCUGCGUCAAACUGAUUGCAGCCUGGUACAUCCCCGAUGUCCCUCAGUCAGUGAAGAACAAAUUCCGGAGCAGAAAACACAACAACGUUCGUAAAGAACUGAGCAUGAUGGAGUACUCCACCACGGUGUAGCCACAGCUCAUCCAGGAGGAGAAACACAGACUUGACCCCCUUUACUCAGCGCGGCGGCACCGUGGGCGCAGGAGGAACCACAGUGGCACCACUCACGGAGAUGGGCUGCGUGUCCCGGCUCUGACUGACCUUGGAUUUGAGCUGGGAAGCAACAAUGAGACAGUGGCUUUGUAGGAGCAGGAUGCUUCCCACCACACACUGUGUAGCUGUGGCACUGGAGACAAAUUGGGGCGCAGAAUCCAGAUGCCGUUGGGUGAGCACACUGCUGGUCUGCAGGAGUUGACCCAGCUUCCUCACUCCAUGUGCGACUCUGCAUCCCAGGAAAAGCUGGUUACCUCCUUCCAGAUUCCCUCUCCAGCUCUUUUUAUGCGCUGUGGCCCCUUUUGACCUCCCUGCUCUUGCACCACUGAGAAGCCCAAGUCCACAGCCAGCACCAUCCUCCUCUGGGCACAGCACUGCUGUUUGCAUGGACACUGGGAAGAGGCAGUUGUUAUCCUGCCUGGGUUGUGCUCCAGGCUCAGCCGAGCCUCUGCGUUUGCCCUGCGCGCAGCCGGCAGCUCUGCCGGGCUCGGCUCCGCCAGCACGAUGCCAAAUAAACCUCACACUGCUGUGGACAC